AUGGGGCCCAAGAAGAAGCAGCGUCUCUCCGACGGCACGCGCGCAUCCACAAAGCCCGUCUCAACCUCCUCCACCCGCAGCCGCACGCGCUCCACCUCGGCCGCACCCGCCGCCUCCACCACCACGCCGCCCGCAUCAAAGAAGGGAAAAGGAAAGGGCAAGCAAACACAGACCGGCAAGUCCCCAGUCAAACGAGAGCAAGAUGCACUCGCACGUCUAUCGCCCGUAUGGGAGGCCGACUCGGCGCCAAAGAUGACAUGCUGGGUCGAGAUUCCGCCCCUGCACCCCCGCCCGACCGAGGACGAGCUCCUGUUCGUACGGCCACGCACGAUCACAGAGUUGAACGCCAAGGGAAAGCAGCGCGAAGGGGCCCUGCUACAUGAUCUCGAUCGUUCUGCUGGCAAAGUCGAUCCGUUCCAUUUCACCGAAGAGGACUUGCGAGACGAGUCCGACGGCCGACAGCUCUUUGCCUUCCAGCCCAAGCCGCCCAAACCACGCAAGACCGCGUCCACACCCCGGCCCACACAGCCACCACACGAUGGACUGGAGGACCUCUUCCUCGGCAGCCAUGCAGGCCCCUCGACCGCAUCCGCACAACCGGACCAGACUCGACCACUCUUCUUCCACGGCGAAUCGGACGACGAAGACGCGCGGCGCAACGGCCCCCCCUCCCGCACAAAACCACCGGUCUCACAACCCAAGGUCAAAGCGGAACCCGCCGCCAACGGACGGCAACCCAACGGACUUUCCAAGCCCUCCAAGUCUGACAAGAGCCGGUCGCAGUCGGCUGGCGCGCAACCGCCCGCGUCGAGUCGAGAAAAGAAGCGCAGCCGGUCGGUCGAGCGUGUGCGCGACGAGGGUGCGGGCAAGAAACGCGGCGAUGACAUCAAGAAUCUGCACUCCGAGCUCAACGAAGACGCAUUUGCGCGCUCCACCGGCCCACGCCACAAGGAGGAGUACCGCACCAAGCUCGCCGCGCUCUCCCAGGCGCGCAAGAAAGCCAAGCUCGAGCGCGGCGAGAGUCUGAGCGCAUCCGAAUCCGAUCAAGCUGCAUCGAAAUCACGCCCAAACGGUCGGGCCACGUCCGUUUCCAGUGGCUCAGAUAGCGGUUCGGGCAGCGGCACGAGCAGCGGCGAUUCGAGCGACUCUUCGUCGAGCGGCGACUUUAUCGUAGGCGACGACCAGAUCGAGUACGACGAAGGCUUCGAUCCGAAAGAUGCUGAGCCUGCACGGCCUCUCCCCUCUGCGGCAGCUGCGGCAGCGAACCUGCCCAAAGCCGGCAGCAAGUAUAAGCGGGACAGCGAUGGACGCAUCCGACUCAUGCCCAUCCACUCACACGCCGCCAUGUCGGGCUCGUCGUCCUCCGUGCUGGCCGCGCACGGGCUCGGGCUCGGCGCACGCAAGGGGCUGGAUGAGCUGUGCCUCGACUGGCUCGAGUGGGCCGUCGCGCGUGUGCUCGUCACCUGGUCCUCCCUCAGCCCCGCGGACCGCGAACGCCUCGAGCGCAACCGUGCGGCGCUCAAAUCGCGCACGCGCUCCACCGAAGAGAGCGUCGGCAGCGUAGCCAUGCGGCGCCAGUUCAAAUGGUACCUCAUCAACUACCCCAAAAUGCACGUCGAAGCUCUCUUCACCGACGAGAUCGACCGCUUCGGCAGCCUCGCCAAGCAGGGCUGUGGCAUCUGCCACCGCCGCUCGCAAAAGCCCCAAGCCCGCGUCACAUUCUCGGGCUCUCGAUACAACCAGCAAACCCUCGCCCCCCUCUCCACCCAAGACGAUUCUUCGACCGAGUCGUCGGAGUCGGAGGCGAGUGAUCGAAGCGACGAUGACGAGACGUGGCGCGAGCCGGGGACGGACGCAAAAGGUCGUUCGGGGCACGUAUUCUACGCGGGCAACCACUGCGCGCACCGUGCGGCGGUGCUGCAUGCACUGCACCACUGGGAGUGGACGGCAAUGCAAACCCUCGCGCGCCACGAGAGCAUCCGCUACAUCCGCCGCCAGCUCUGGCGCAAGAGCCGCAACGGUCGCGGCAAAGACGGCGCCCCCGGCGCAGGCGCAUACGAAGUCGCCUUCUGCAUCACCGAAAUGAUCAGCCCCACCGGCCGAUGCACCUGGAAAUCCAAACCCGACACCCGCGCCACCUCGGAGCUCGACAGACUCCGCCGCAGGUUGAAGAGCCUCACCGACUAG
Moesziomyces antarcticus is the source of this 2187-nucleotide messenger RNA. RefSeq lists its product as uncharacterized. The coding region runs from base 1 to 2187 and encodes 728 amino acids. Lineage: Eukaryota; Fungi; Basidiomycota; Ustilaginomycetes; Ustilaginales; Ustilaginaceae. The transcript has a single exon. The record is from RefSeq and is a predicted model, not a curated record.